ACGUUUCCUGUCGUCUACUUGCUGGCAGCACUGCCAGCAUCUCACGCUGUCAGCAGCACAACGCACUCACAAUGAAAUGCAACACUCUUGUGUCUUCUCUGGCGCUGCUUUGGGCGCUGACUGAGAUUGUCUGGUGCAAUGAAGACAUUAAAGUGGAAGCUAGCUCGGGCAAGUUCACCAUUACUUGCAAGGGGAAGAAGGAAGUUGUAUCGCCGACUGGAAAGUCUGUGGACUACCCUUUAAAAAUCAAAGAUGACAACUCCGGGGAGUACAAAUGUGCGCCAGGAAAGGACGGACUGAACGCGAAUGGCACAAGUAUCUUUGUGAAGUUUAGAUCCUGUGACAACUGCGUGGAGCUUGACAUGGUUUCCCUAGCAGGUCUCGCUGUUGGAAAUUUGAUGGCUACCAUCGUGCUCGGAGUGGCUGUGUACCAUGUUGCAACCCAGACUCACACUGGCCUCAUCUCCACUCAACACAAAAGGUCUGAUAGAAAACACCUCCUUCCAAAGGAGGGAAGAACCAGAGACCAAAAUGAUGAUUACCAGGAGCUUCAAGGUGGCAAUAAAGAAAUAUACAACACACUCGCUGGCAAAUGAUUGCCCAAUUAAAAAAUAUAUAUGAAGUUGGCAUAAACCAGUGGUCAGCAAUUAAAAUGAAAGGAAAUUGAAACAAUACAUCUCUAUCACAAGAAGCUGCAAUAGACUGUAUAUAUUGUCGGAGGCAGAUAUUUACAUAUAUGCGAAUUUAAGUGUUACUUCUUUUUAUUUCAUAAUCAUAUUACAAAACAGCUAGUGUUUUUCUUCCAAUUGUGGUCUUUUGGUUGUCUGCAAAUACUGUGUGCUGACCUUGAAUAUGGAAUGUAAGAAAGAGAGAUACUCCUUCUUCUUAUCUAUUCUUAUGUCCAGGUGCGGAGUACAAUGGGCAUGUGUUUGGGCUGGAGGGACAAGACUGCAAGGGUGGGAGAGAGAGAGACCUUAUAGAAUAGAGGGUUUCCAUUUUGGAGGGCAGACCAUCUUAGCGGCGCGAUUGAAUGUUCUAUGCUGGACUGGUCUCAGUAUAUUUACAAAGCUUUGCAAAUAUAUUACAAAAUACCUA
Molecule: messenger RNA, 1095 nt
Organism: Nerophis lumbriciformis (worm pipefish)
Lineage: Eukaryota; Metazoa; Chordata; Actinopteri; Syngnathiformes; Syngnathidae
Product: T-cell surface glycoprotein CD3 gamma chain-like
Biological process (GO): positive thymic T cell selection; cell surface receptor signaling pathway
Cellular component (GO): external side of plasma membrane; alpha-beta T cell receptor complex
Molecular function (GO): transmembrane signaling receptor activity
Source: RefSeq, a predicted model, not a curated record